Messenger RNA from Micromonas pusilla CCMP1545, 480 nucleotides. It is a transcript of the gene PETD, whose product is annotated as cytochrome b6-f complex subunit IV. Bases 1 to 480 code for a protein of 159 amino acids. Lineage: Eukaryota; Viridiplantae; Chlorophyta; Mamiellophyceae; Mamiellales; Mamiellaceae. The transcript has 2 exons. Gene Ontology annotation, cellular component: thylakoid membrane. The record is from RefSeq and is a predicted model, not a curated record. Gene Ontology annotation, biological process: photosynthetic electron transport chain.
AUGCCCGUCGCAAAGCCGGACCUCUCCGACCCCGUCCUUCGCGCGAAGCUCGCGAAGGGCAUGGGCCACAACUACUACGGCGAGCCCGCGUGGCCCAACGACCUUCUCUACAUCUUCCCGGUCGUCAUCCUCGGCACGAUCGCGCUGUCCAUCGGCCUCGCGGUGAUGGAGCCCACGAUGCUCGGCGAGCCCGCGGACCCGUUCGCGACCCCGCUCGAGAUUCUCCCGGAGUGGUACUUCUUCCCGACGUUCAACGCGCUUCGCGUGAUCCCGAACAAGCUCCUCGGCGUGCUCUCCAUGGCCGCGGUGCCCGUCGGCCUCAUCACCGUGCCGUUCCUCGAGUCGAUCAACAAGUUCCAGAACCCGUUCCGCCGCCCGGUGGCGACGUCCGUGUUCCUCAUCGGCACGUUCUACGCGAUCUGGAUGGGUAUCGGCGCGACCAUGCCGAUCGACAAGGCGAUCUCCCUCGGCGUCUUCUAA